Prorocentrum cordatum is the source of this 592-nucleotide messenger RNA. The record is from the annotation of a GenBank genome assembly. NCBI's taxonomy places the organism in Eukaryota, Dinophyceae, Prorocentrales, Prorocentraceae.
GGCGAAGACGGCUCCAUGACGGGAUUAACAUAGGCAGGAAUUCAUACAAGUCGUGUGCUUUGUUGUUUUUGCCCCGCGUUCUCUCUUCCGAUGCAAUCGCCUACUAUGGUGACGAUGGAGAAGGCCAACUUGAUAUUCGGAGGGAACGCCAAGCCCUUUAAGCAAGGGUUCGAAACGCGCGGGGUUCCUGGUGGAUACGGUCCGAGCGAGGCUUCGUCUGCUUCUAGGUCGUCGGAGUUCGGGGGGUAUUUCCGCGUGGCCAAGGACGUCGACAUUGGGGCGGGCGGCCCGGCGGAGAACUUCAAAAGCAUCCUUGUGGACGUUCUAAAAGAGAGCCCUGUGGUGGUGAAGGUCAAGGGCCACGCGUUCGACUCGAAGGGUGUGAGCGAGUGGCGGACGAGCAUCGGCGAGAUCUCGCGCGUUCGCUGGUCGGCGUAGGAGGCGAGUGCUCGUGUAGAUCGGUGUCUGCAGCGGUUGCGCGUAAUUGGAGAAGGACGCGGGCGAGUGAGCCUGUCGUGGUGGGUGGCCGCGCGCACGCCCGACGCGCGUGAAUUGAAGUGAGGGAUGAGGGUGCGACAACGCGGCAGGGGGG